AUGGCAAACCCUGUUCCUGUGUGGGGCAGCGAGCACGAGAUUCUCCUUGAACUCAAAGAGAACCGCGCCACAGAGCUACGAGAAUGGGCCUUCACGCACAAUGAUGUGCUUCCCGCACCGUUUCAAGGUUGGGAUUUCACUCUGAAAAGCGACGCAGACGAUGCCACCAAGAAGGAAGCCAAGGUCACCCAGCGUAAUCGCCUUCGCCGGGCUGUCAGACACAUCCUCGAAGAAGCCGGAGUUCCGAUGGAUGAUGGCCAAGCUGCUUAUGGUGGCUGGUCUGUCGUGGAUGAUGAGUCCCUGGAUGAGCAGCAGGCGACGCCGACCAAGUUUUUCUGGCGUGUCGAAAUCGUGUCUCGCCCCAUACGCGCCGACGAGUUCUGGGAGGAUGAGAUGGAGCUGGUCUACCAGACGCUGGCGUCCUGGUUCAACAUCUUCGUCAACAACUCCUGCUCCAUGCACGUCCAUGUCACGCCCGGCACCAGUGGUACGCACCCUUUCUACUCCAAGGAGCAGCUGGCCAGCGUGGCCUGUGGCACGUGCUACUGGGAACACCCCCUCUUCACCAUCAUGCCCAAGGACCGCAAGGAUAACUCUUAUGCCGUGCCGAAUACGAAACAUAUUCCCAAGCUCAAGGCUCGCUACGACGAGUUCUAUGCCGCGGGCUCUACAAAGACCUGGUCCCACGUCUACGGGCCGUUCCUCUCGGCAAAGUCGCGGUCCCUGCUCCACGUCGUCGACCUGAUGUACGGUAACAAGGACCGCGUCAAGCCAGAGGGUAAGCCCAAGUCCGACUAUAACAAGUACAUGUCAACCAACUUCUGCAACGUCCAGGCAAGCUGCGGCACCGUCGAACUGCGCAGACAGGGCGGCGCGAGCUCUCACGAGCAGGCCAUCAAGCAGGUCAUCUUCGCCCUGUGCAUGCACGUCAGCAUACUGGCCACGGACUGGGCGGCCAAGGGCGCCACCACCACCAAGCCGACGGCCCAGCAGUUCAUCACGGAGCUGGUCGCCGCCAUGGGCCGCCUCCCCGUGCAGAGCCACCACGACAAGUUCCAGUCCUGGCUGGAGGCCAUGCACGAGAAAAACCACAACCUGCAACCGAGCCAGCUCUCGUCUGCCGAGGUCCAGAAGAUCAACGCGGUCCAGCAGAAGAACUUGUACGACCUGAGCGCGUUUGCCACUGUCGGCAUCCACUCGAGGCCCGGCACCCCGGUGACGCCCAGUGCGUCCCUGCCCGUCCCGUCCCAGUUCGCCAUCAACUACGAAGCCAACCCGUGGGACAACCCGUGGGUGUGA
Messenger RNA from Lasiosphaeria miniovina, 1299 nucleotides. RefSeq lists its product as uncharacterized. Lineage: Eukaryota; Fungi; Ascomycota; Sordariomycetes; Sordariales; Lasiosphaeriaceae. Bases 1 to 1299 code for a protein of 432 amino acids. The record is from RefSeq and is a predicted model, not a curated record. The transcript has 3 exons.